Messenger RNA from Cloeon dipterum, 786 nucleotides. RefSeq lists its product as uncharacterized. The record is from RefSeq and is a predicted model, not a curated record. Gene Ontology annotation, biological process: regulation of establishment of protein localization to chromosome; double-strand break repair via homologous recombination. Gene Ontology annotation, cellular component: nuclear chromosome; nucleoplasm. Lineage: Eukaryota; Metazoa; Arthropoda; Insecta; Ephemeroptera; Baetidae. The transcript has 5 exons. Bases 272 to 724 code for a protein of 150 amino acids.
UUUAGCUGGCAGAGGAUGCGUUCUGGAAAAAUGCAGUCAAGUGCAACCCUGGCUGCCACAAAGGUUUUCAGAAUUGAAACCUGCACUACAGGAUGCAAACAUCUGCUGCAGACAAACUGUGAUCGUGAAGUAUCUGGCAUUUGAAUCAUCAAAUCUGUACGUCACUGAUUUGAAACAAUCUUCUGAAACAAUACCUUAUGCUAUCAUCAACACCAGUCAAAGGACUGUGAUACCGGAACUAAUCCCAGGCACCAUCAUUGUAAUAAGAGAAAUGCUAACGUCCAGAGGUGACUUCGCCACGGAUGAGUUUACCUCAGUGUUUAAGGCAGAAAACCUUCCAUUCUACACGGGCUCAGUCGCUUCCAGCUGGUUUGAACAAAAUUGUCUGGAUCGGUUGAAAAAGGUUGACGUGAAAAUUCCAAAUCUCUGCCCUCAAGUGAAAAAUCACCAGCUUGCACUAGUCAAAGGGACAAUUUGUGGAGUUGACGAAGACAACUCAUGCGCUUGGCCUGUGUGCUCUAAGUGUGGAGGCGAAUCGCUUGAAGAUCUUCCCAAAGAUGUGAUGUGCUGCUUAGACUGUCACUCUGAAGGUCCGUUUUCUAACAAGGUUGCCCUGAGCAUUUACAUUAGUCCUUCACGAGGAUACCAUUGCAGCAAUGAUGACACUAAGAUCCUAAUCAAGCUAAAUCAUAGCGCUAGUGAGAGCAUCUUGCCUCCUGGUUGAGAUAAAAAUGAGGUUAGCAAAACAUUUUUCAUGAUUCUCGAAUAAUUUUUGGUAUUUUGAUU